Molecule: messenger RNA, 2527 nt
Organism: Cyprinodon tularosa
Lineage: Eukaryota; Metazoa; Chordata; Actinopteri; Cyprinodontiformes; Cyprinodontidae
Gene: nfkbil1
Product: nuclear factor of kappa light polypeptide gene enhancer in B-cells inhibitor-like 1
Exons: 5
Coding region: 91-1164 (357 amino acids)
Biological process (GO): canonical NF-kappaB signal transduction
Molecular function (GO): protein binding
Source: RefSeq, a predicted model, not a curated record
ACAGGAAACAGAGGCUUAACUUGUAUCACUCUCAUAAUAUUGUCGAAAUAUACUUGUAGAUGUAAGCAUUUUCGUGUGUUUGUGGGUAGAAUGGUGUCCCACAGACAGGAACGGGUGUGGAGGUAUGUGGAGGAAGGCAAUCUUCUAAAGCUAAAGUCGUUUCUCCGAAAGCACCGGGAUUUGGACGUCAACUUCUCCAAGGGGAAGAGGCUGAGGAGCCCACUGCAGCUGGCCUGCUCGCUGGAAGACGACGCUGUGCUGCGGCUGCUGCUCAAACACGGGGCCGAUAUUCUUCAGAGAGACCGAAAAGGAGACACAGCCCUUCACAUCGCUGCCAAUAGGGCGCUAAAACACGGGAAAAGGGUAUAUGAUGAUGUCGUUGUGCCUCUUAAGAAAAAAUGUCCAGAAGCUUUAAAUGCACCAAAUAGAGCUGGAGUAACACCACAAGAUCUGCUGAACUGGAUGAAAAAUCCACAGGCUGCGGAAAACAUGAGUCGUCCACCCAAAGCAGACCCAGAGAAGGAGUGGCUGGAGAAGCUGUUUGGUGAAUGCGAGGAUGAAUUCUUUGAAACCUUUGGAGCAUAUGAUGCUGAUGAUUAUCUACCUGUUGACGAAGAAGAGGAAGACUUUGGGGAUUGGGUAGAUCGCAUCAGAAGAGAAUAUUUUCAUAAGAAACACGUUGAAGCUCAAAGACUGGCAGCGUCAUCUAGGAAAAAAGAAAAAUGUAGACAAAAAGAGGAAAGCAAUAAAGAGCUGUUUGAAAGGUUGCAGAGAGAACACGAGGAGUACCUGGCUCGAGCGGCGCGCAAAGAGGAAGAGACUCGCCGGGGAAAGAAACGGCAUUACGAUGAGCGAUGUGCUGACAUGUUCAGCUCGGCUGCCUCCACAUCGGGCAGCUCAAAGCUCAGCUAUGGUGACAUCCCCUGGCCAGCUCCGAGGGGCACGGUCCAGGAGAUGUUGGAUGUAAUGCUGCACGGUGUGGACCGGAAGGAUGAGGCGGCAUUUCGUAAAGCCCUCCGGAAGCAGCAGGCACUGUGGCAUCCUGAUAAGUUUGCUCAGCGCUGUGAAGCUCGGCUGGAAGAGAAGGACAAGCAGCGGAUUCUGGACACAGUGACGGCUCUGUCACAGGAACUCAACAGCCUGGCUCAGACUCUCAAGGCUUAGAGAUGAACACUAAUCACAUGUUUUAACAAACUCAGCACUAGUAUCCUAUUGAAUUGGCAACAAAGUCCUUGCACUGUAAAGUCCAAACUCCUAAAGACAUCAUUGGUGCAAACUAUGGGAGUUCUUGAACAAAAUAAUAAAAUACUUAUACAGAAGUUACAAGUGAAUAAUUUUUUUUUUUUUCAGCCUUAAAUUGUGCUUCUGAAAAGUUUUUAUUUUUGGGUGCAAUUAUAAUGCACCAUAGAACUUGAAUUUUAAGAACAAGAAUUUGGUGCAUCAGUUUGCAUUUAAGACAUUUUGUUGUCUUUAAUCCACACAGGUUCAAAAUCCAAACUUCAACAUCUACAACCCUUUUUAUAAGCUGUUGAUGUACUAGGAAUAUUCAAAGGUGACAUGAACAAGCUUCUCAAAUAGUUCUGGAAUGAAAUCUGACUACCCUCUAAAAAACCUCUACUACUUGUAGAGGUUUUUUAGAGAUACAAAUUUCUUGAUAUUGAUCCAACUUGUUAAUGUAGUGCAAACAUUUUAACAAAGUUAAAAUCAGGACUUAUGGAAUAUAAUUCACAAAGCCCCAAUCUUUAGGGUGUUUUUUUUAUUUUUGCUAAUUUUGUAUAGAAAACAUUUUAUUUUUGCACUUUUCCUAAAAAAAAGAAUUUUGUCUAGACACUAUUUGUAUCAGACUUAAUUUGAAAUUACAAUAAAGAUAAGUCUGAAGAAGACCCACUUAAGCAGAUUUCUAUCAACAUGUACAUGGUUAACCUCAUCUUGGCAAAGAGGACAUUUGAAGGAAUGCAGCUCAGGCCAUCACAAAAAGCUGCACCAGCUGUCAACUUUGGUGGUAGAAUCAUGCUAAGGGGCUGUUUGGCUGCCAGUGGAACUGGUGCCUUGCACAAAGCUGUAAUGAGGACAUAACCUACAAAUUCUGAGUAGGUAAUUGAAACUUUUAUUUAUUUUUUAUGGCACUAGUGGCAUGUUUUUCUGACAGUAGGCUGACACGAAAAGUGGUAGGAGAGGGGUGGAGGAUCAUGCGUCAAAGAACCACAGCCCGGAUUCAAAUCCGGGUCGAGGACUAAGGCCUACGUACAUGUGUCAUGCGCACUAACCACUGCUCCACCUGCACGCCCCAGGUAAUUGAAACUUGCACAUAGUUUGCUUUUUCAUAAGAACUGUGACCUCAGACAUGCAUCCAAAAUGAUUUUUGAAUAGAUCAAAUGGUUAAUACUGGGUUUCAUGAUUGACCCAAUUGGUUGUAAUAUCCCAUCAUAGCAAAAAGUUAUUAUAAUUAACACCCCAGAAUAGAGAAAAUAUCAAUAUUAAUGAUCUCUGUUUUAAUUGUGUUUUAAUAAUAAAGCUUAUCAAGCCA